Molecule: messenger RNA, 4473 nt
Organism: Parnassius mnemosyne (clouded apollo)
Lineage: Eukaryota; Metazoa; Arthropoda; Insecta; Lepidoptera; Papilionidae
Source: the annotation of a GenBank genome assembly
AGUUGUGCGGGGCGCUCCGCUAAGUGUGCAUGUGUCAGGGAGCUACAUCGGCGCGAAGCUAUCAAAAUGGGAAGUCGAGCACGAAUGUUAGUCAAACUUUGUGAGCAAGAAUGUUCAAAAUUUGAUAGUAUUGGGGACCAGUCUCUUCCUUCAAAAACUGUUAUUUCUACUAGUGCAAAUGAGAUAUUUUCUGCAGAACAAAACCAAGACGUCAGCAACAUUAUUUCAAACAUUGAUACUGCUUGCUCUAGUCAACCAUCGAUUGUGACAGAAAAUGUUAUUUCUUCUCUAAAUAAGGCGAAUCCGUCACCGAUCCUCCUAGAAAACAACGAAAACGAUAGUGAAGACGAAACUAAAGACUUUUCUCCAGACGAUAGUGGUGAUGAAUAUAAGCCAGAGAAAUCUGUACAACGCAACCGUAUUAAUUCAACGUCAUCUAGCUCAUCUUCGGGCUCUUCAUGCUCAACUUCAUCGUCUAGUUCAUCUGGUACUACUUCUAGCUCACCAUCAACAUCGAUUACUCAUGAUUCCGUCAGAAAUUCCAAUUUUAUAGAUACCAGCCAAGAUUUAGCGCUACCUUCCGAGACUGCAGUUACCAAGAGAGGCAAGAAGAGAGUUCGUAAUGAAUCUGCAUGGAUAAAAAAUGUACGAAAACGUCAGCGAAAUUCUGGAAAACAAUACGUAUCUAAAACUGGCAAAACUGUUGCAGCUAAAUCUAUUAAACCACCUUGCACAGAAAAAUGUAGGCUCAAAUGCCGUAAUAAAAUAACGGAGGAACAAAGACAGGAGAUAUUUGAAUGUUAUUGGGGCUUGGGAUCACUACAAAGACAGCGUGAUUUUUUGAACUCCUGUUUAAUAACUUUGAAAGUUCCCUACCGUCGAGUAAAAGAAGGAGCUGCCAAAGCUAGGAACCAAAAUUGUGUUUUUAAUUUCACGGUGAAUGGUGAAACUAAGCGGACGUGCAAAACUUUUUUUUUAAAUAGUUUGGGUAUAUCAGAGCGAACACUGCGAACGGUUAUUGAAGGUAAAAACAGUUCUGGUACAGGUGUGAUCCCUCAGGACAAGCGUGGCAAGCAUGCUCAUUAUAAUCAAGUAAACCCAGAAAUCAUGCAAUCCGUUCGCGAUCACAUUAAUUCCGUGCCUAGAAUUGAGAGCCACUAUACUCGGGCUAACACAACUCGUGAAUUUAUUGAUGGCGGUCUUACCGUUAAAGAGCUGCAUCGAAAUUACGUAUCUAGUAGAGGAACGAUGCCAUCGGCAACUUUUGACACGUAUUACCGAAUUUUCAACACUGAAUUUAACCUAUCAUUUUUUGUACCCAAAAAAGAUCAGUGUGAUCUAUGCGAGUCUUAUAAAAAUGCUGUCGGGAAAGACCAACUCAAAUUAAAAGAAGCUUAUGAAGAGCAUUUAAAACAAAAAGAUUUAAGUAGGAAAGAGAAAACUAAGGAUAUUGAGUUACUAAAAGAAGAUGGUAACAAUAUCGUUGCAAUAUACGAUUUACAGGCAGUUAUGCCUGUACCUAUCGGUAAUAGUUCAGCGUUUUUUUACAAAUCAAAGUUGAACUGCCUAAACUUUACGGUUACAAACUUAAAAGAUAGCGUAACAAAUUGCUAUUUCUGGCACGAUGGUCUUGGCAAUAGAGGAGCUAUAGAAAUUGGUUCUUGUGUGUUCAAAUUUCUGAAAGAGACUGCAGAGCGUCAUGCCAAUAGCAAUAUAAUAUUUUAUUCUGACAACUGCUGUGGUCAGCAAAAAAAUAGAUCCCUGCUUGGCAUGUAUUACUAUGCGGUUGAAACUCUUCCAAUAAAUUCAAUCACACAUAAAUUUUUGAUACGUGGGCACACUCAAAAUGAGGGCGACAAUGCUCAUUCGCUCAUCGAAAAGUCAAUUAAAAGAGCAAAAAAGUCAGGUCCUAUCUAUAUUCCAUACCAGUACAACUUAUACGCAACACCAAGAAAACUGGGAAUGCUUUUGUAAUAAACGAGCUUAACUAUGACGAUUUUUAUGAUUUAAAAAAGCUAUUUGAAGAUAUUACACUAAAUGUUAACAAAGAUCUGCAAGGUAACCAGAUAAAACUAUCUGAAAUAAAAUCUAUACGAUUUGUUAAAAAUAGUGAGACUUACGAUUUAAAAUAUUCUUACGAGGGUGAAUGGAUAACUGUCAAAUCAAAAACAUCUACUAAUACUCGAAAAAAUCGGUCCGAUAAUAAUUUAAAUAUUACUGAAAUACGUUUGAGAGCAGCUUACAAUUCAAAACUUACGAUUUCUGAUCAAAAAAAGCAGGAUUUGCGUACUUUGUUAGAAAAAAACAUUGUUCCCAGGUGCUAUUCCGGAUUUUACGAGAGUUUGUUUUAAGUUACCUGAGUAGGUACAAUUUUUUUAUUGUUUUUAUUAAGUUUUAAUUUUUUAUGUAAGUAGUAUGUCUAAUGAAACGAACGUAAGACUGAAAUGUUUAAAAAUAGUUCUAACAUUCUACUGAUCUUUUAAGACUGACUUUUAAGAAUAACUUUUUAAAUGUGCCCUGCACAUUUUUUAGAUUUUAAGAAUAUUGUUAUAAACAGCUGAUUUUUCUGUGCCAUAUUAGAUAGUAGUUAUUAAGAGGGUUAAAAAACUAAUUUUAUAUACCUACUAUAUUGUUUAAUUUCGUAUUGAAUAGUUCCUAUUAAAGUGUAAUUAAGAUGAAGGACAUCUACAAAUGAUUCAUACUAUGUCACCACUGACUGCCGUUGUUAAUUUUUAUUGAAAUAAUACAAAAUGUGUUGAUUGGAACGAUAUUGGUUUUAUUUUAUAAGAGACAACGAAGGUCAUAACUACCCGAGCUUUCUUUGCCUAGGGCAACAGCGACGCAACUGUAAGUGUUAAAAUGUUUUUUAUUUAUUUCUCAUUAUUUUGGAUAAGAAUAUAGAAAAUAAAUGUGUCUGUUUUCAAGCCCAGAGUUCAAACUACAAUAAUAAAAUAGAUAAAGAGUCAGUAACUGUAAGAAAAGUAAGGAAUCUUCAAUGGUGUUACGAAAAUAUCUUAAAACUGGCGUAGUGUAAAUUUUACAAAUUUGCAGUUAUGUCACUGUCGCUCCAAAUGAGCGAUGUAUGUAUGCGCAUAUAUGACCAUGUAAAUAUCUGUAUAUACAGUUUGAAUUAUUUAAGAUCAGUGCUGUAAUAAUUUGUAAGAUAGCUAUUAAUUUUAACCUCGUAUUAAUAGUAAGCUUGGGAAAAAUAUGUCUUGAUAAUUACGUUAAGCAUACUUGUGUGUAUUUAAGCUACUUUAAAAAAAAUCCGUAUAAUCAUGUUAUACGUAAUUUUUUUAAUGCGCUUAGGGCAUGCAUAAUUGAAUUUACCGAUAGUUUUUAUUUAAACUAACAACUAUCAUGACAGGAAUAACCUAAUGCGACAGUGUAGUUCUUUUCAUGCAUAACAAAAAUGUGGUCAUUAACUCUAAACAAAUUGGAAACAAUCUUACCCUAGUGAAUUCACUCAAGGUGCAACAGAAUAGAUCACUGUCUUCAACCAUUCUAUUAAGAACGCGUAACAUUCGCGUUAAAGGCGCCUUGUCGAGUAAAUUUGUACCCGUCUGGAUACGGCCCAAUCCGCGCCAAUAUGCCACUAUAAUAUUAUUUGUGUCCAUGGACUACAGUAACCACUUGCCAUUAGGUAACUUAUAGCUUAUUUUAAUAAUAUCACAAAAUGUGUAUAUCUUACCUAUUUCAUAAUUCCCAUUUUCUUCAUAUUUGAAAUUCUCAUUUUCUAAAUUCUCUUCUUCAACUUUAACAGAUUCAAGGCUAAACAUUUCGUUCUGACAACCAUUAUCUAGAUCACACUCUACUGGCCUGAUAUCUAUAUGACUAAUUGGUGUGAAUUGAAUCUUAUCUCUAGCAUCAUGAUGAUUUGGUAUAGACUGAAACCAAAUUCUUUUGUUAAAUAAGAGAAAAAGCCAGUGUAGUGGUGCCGUAGGAGAAUCCAUACUACCAUACCAUCCUGCAGAUGUCGUAAAAAGGGACAGAGGGAAACUGAAACAGGAGUUGGCCAGCAGCAUCUUCCUGACAACAACUACAAAAAUCUUUUAUAUUUUAAAUAAAUAGAUCGACUUGGCCAUCGCAUGAAAACACAAUGUAUCUCUCAAGUAAUACAUAUUAUAUUAAAUUAGGUUGUUUAGUGCGAUUGCCAAGUCAAUUUAUUUAUUUGAAACAUAAAAGAUUUUUAAUAUUGAUGUGGUCACUAUAAGAUGUUGUUAGGUUAGCUAAUUACAUAAUAACUUAAGACAGAAGGACCCUUAAGUAGGGACUGAAUAAAUUACCGACUUGGUAUUGAAACACAGGAUGAAAUAGAUACCAAGCCGCAAUAUAAUAAUCACAUUGAUUUUAUUGAAUACGACAACGAAGUUAUUACUUUUCCUACACAAAUCGCAAAUACUUUUAAUAAUUUCUUCAUUGAAUUAACAAACAAAGAUAUCCAAGAUAAUAUAUCAAAUAAUAAAUCCAAUC